GUAUCAGCUGAUAAGCGACAUAUGACUGUCACAUGACUACAAUGAAUUAAUUUAGCAUUUUUCUGGUUUCUGACCGCUAAGGUUUACAUAGACAUAUCUGUUAAAAUUCCUUGCUAAAACAUUUAAUACUGUAGUUUUAGCAUAAGUACAAAUAAGAUUGUUUCUCAAUGGGAGCGAUUGCUGUUUUUUGCAGCUAGCUAGCUAGCUAACUUAUUAGAGAGUUAUGUUUGCUAGUUUGGGAGAUUCAAUAAGACAACGAUCUGAAUUAGUUUCUUAAUCAGUGUUUGGUUUUAGGCGCAUUUUGUACGGUUUUGGACUUAUAUGUUUAUUUUCACUUUGCAACUCUUGUAUUAUCGCCUCUGUAGUUUGACUUUUUAACGACCAAAAAUGCCUCAAACAGCGGCUGUCAUCAGUGGGAUCCAGAGGAUGGUUUUGUACGAAACAAGAGCAAGAUACUUUUUGGUUGGCAGCAACCAUGCACAGACCAAGCACAGAGUCCUAAAGAUUGACCGCACCGAACCAAAGGAUCUGGUGAUAAUUGACGAUAAGCAUGUGUAUAGCCAACAAGAAGUGCGGGAGCUACUAAGCCGUCUGGACUUGGGAAACCGCACCAAAAUGGGUCAAAAGGGCUCGUCUGGUUUGUCCAGAGCUGUGUCAGCUUUCGGCAUUGUAGGGUUUGUGCGUUUCCUUGAAGGGUAUUACAUUGUACUCAUCACCAAGCGCAGAAAAAUGGCUGACAUCGGUGGCCACUCCAUUUAUAAAAUUGAGGACACCACCAUGAUCUACAUCCCCAAUGACUCUGUUAGAGUCUCACAUCCUGAUGAAGCAAGGUACGUGCGAAUCUUUCAGAAUGUGGACCUUUCCAGCAACUUCUACUUCAGCUACAGCUACGACCUGAGCCACUCGUUGCAGUACAACCUGACAUUGCUGCAGAGACCUUACGAACUGUGGUCAGCGCCGCCCCCCUUGACUAAGGAAGAGGAACACACACAGGGCAAGCAGGACAGCUUUGACAUCUUUGAGGACGAAGGUUUGCCUACACAAGUGGUUUAUGGUCUCCAGAACGAGCCGUACUACAAGUACGUGUGGAACGGCAAGCUCCUUGAGCGGAUCAAGGACAUUGUGCAUCCUGACUGGCUCAUGUACAUAAUCCAUGGCUUUUGUGGCCAGUCCAAGCUUCUGAUCUACGGUCGACCGGUUCACAUCACCCUCAUUGCGAGGCGCUCCAGCAAAUUCGCCGGGACCCGCUUCCUGAAAAGAGGUGCUAACUGCGAGGGGGACGUAGCUAAUGAGGUAGAGACCGAACAGAUCGUCCACGAUGCCUCGGUUAUGUCUUUCACAGCAGGAAGCUACUCCUCGUACGUCCAGGUCCGAGGUUCUGUACCACUGUACUGGUCUCAGGACAUUUCCACCAUGAUGCCAAAGCCACCCAUAAGAUUGGACCAAGCAGAUCCAUAUGCUAAUAUAGCUGCCCUGCAUUUUGACCAGAUGCUGCAGCGGUUUGGAUCACCCAUCAUCAUCCUCAACCUGGUUAAGAAACGUGAAAAGAGGAAACACGAAAAGAUUCUCAGUGAAGAGCUCUACCCAGCUGUGAUCAACCUCAAUCAGUUCCUCCCUCCAGACCAUCGCAUUGACUACAUUGCCUGGGACAUGGCCCGCUACACCAAAAGCAAAUUAUGCAACGUUUUAGACCGCUUGAGCAUGAUAGCAGAAAACGUGGUGAAGCGAACAGGUUUCUUCAUCAAUCGCUCCGACUUCUACUGCCACACCCUGAGACCAGAUGACAGGUGGCGAGAUGUAGGUGGAUCUGUUACAUCCACUGGACGACUACAGACUGGUGUGUUGAGAACCAACUGUGUGGAUUGUUUGGAUCGUACCAAUACAGCCCAGUUCAUGGUGGGAAAAUGUGCACUGGCUUAUCAACUGUAUGCACUGGGAAUGAUAGAUAAGCCCAAGUUACAGUUUGAUACAGACUGUGUCAGGUUAUUUGAGGAGCUGUAUGAGGACCAUGGAGAUACUCUAUCUCUGCAGUAUGGCGGGUCUCAGCUGGUCCACAGGGUGAAAACCUACCGCAAAAUUGCACCCUGGACUCAGCACUCCAAAGACAUCAUGCAGACGUUGUCACGGUACUACAGCAAUGCUUUCUCGGAUGCAGACAGACAAGACGCCAUCAACUUGUUCCUUCAGGUUUACCAGCCGUCAGAGGGCAAGGCACAUCUGUGGGAGCUUCCCACUGACUUUUAUCUUCAUCAGAGGAGCACCAUGGCCCUUCAACACAACAGACACAGCUACACAUUUUGGUGGUCAGAAGGAGUCCUGUCCUACCUGCCUGUACCUUAUGAUGAAGUUGCUUGUGAGAACACAAUGAAGACCAUCAAAGUAAGGAGGAUGAACCAGUUUGAUGAAAGUGUUGACAUCUACACAGAGUUCUUCAAACCUUACGAGCUCACCUCCUUUGAUGAUACUUUCUGCAUUGCGAUGACCAACUCUGCAAGGGAAUUUAUGCCAAAAUCCGUGGGAGUGGAUCCAAGUCCGUUCACAGUCCGCAAGCCAGAGGAAACUGGAAAAUCAGUGCUGGGCAAGAGCAGCAAGGAGGAAACCAUUCUCCAGAGGAAGACUGCAGCCAGCGCGCCUCCCCCCCCCAGUGAGGAGGCCAUCUCCAGUACGUCUGAGGACGACUCGGAGGAGGAUCGGGACGACGAAGGGUCUGUUUCACAGCGCUCUACCCCGAUCAAGCUGCUGACAGAGUCUGGAGAGAGCGGUCGCACGCAAGAGGAGGUCCAGCCGCAGCAAGCAAUGAAGGAGCCUUAUGGUCGGAUUCUUGCAGAGUGUCCCGCAGAGGAGGAUUUGCUCAUUUAUGAAAGGUUUGCACAUCUUGGUGAGAACCAGCACACAGUGGAGAAAACAGAACGCAUAAACUUGGCGAAUAUCAUUUGCUUAGAACCAGUGUCCCACUUCAAGGAUGACAGCAUCUAUGCCGUCUCUCUUCCUCAAGUGGACAGAGGCAGUCACGAAAUGUUUGCGAGCCAUGUAAUGAUGGGUCACGGCCAGAUGAGGGCGCUGUGCAGGGAGGAUAUGUUGAUGUACAGGGAGUACGUGAAGAACAGAUACAUGUGAAAGCCAAAUAUCUGGAACUGGACGAUGAUGAGGACAAAAAUGUUUCAGGUUUUUUUGGGGGGGUUUUGCUCGUGACUCUGCUAAAUUGUGUGCAUUUGUCCUGACGAUGUACAGAAGACCUUACACAGCUGAAUUUUGACUUUAAAAAAAUUAUAAUAAAAUCUAAAAAGCCUUUUGUAUAUUGUCUGUUUUAUAAGUUUUCAACUAUUUUAUUUGUCCAAACCUGCAUUACAAGGCUACAAUGGUGGUUUUUAUAUGAUUUUCACAUUAUUUUAACUCUGAUAAAAGUUAUAUAGUAGCAGAAUAAAAAGCAAAUAUAAGUUGUGGGAAUUGAUGUAAAUAAUUGUAAUCUUAUGUUAUGCAACACAGUGCAAGGAGCUGGCAUUGAACUGUUUAUAAAAGAGCAUAUUAUUUGGAGUCAAUUUGUCAUUUCUGACUAAUUGUUUGUCUCUUUUUAAAUGCCGUUUUAUUUUGCACAUAUUCAUCAUUCCGAAAACAUGUCUGCUUAUUUUUGUAAAUAUGAAGUGUUUCUGUAAACUUGAACCAUAAAACCACCAUAGUUUACAAAGUGGAGCACAUUUUUUUCCUUUUUAUCAUGUUGUGUUGAACGUGUGAGAUGUGUCUUAAUAAAUUAAACACAUAUUUAUCCAACCUACA
This is a messenger RNA of Poecilia reticulata (guppy), 3774 nucleotides long. It is a transcript of the gene fig4a, whose product is annotated as FIG4 phosphoinositide 5-phosphatase a. Gene Ontology annotation, molecular function: phosphatidylinositol-3,5-bisphosphate 5-phosphatase activity. Gene Ontology annotation, cellular component: intracellular membrane-bounded organelle. The record is from RefSeq and is a predicted model, not a curated record. Gene Ontology annotation, biological process: phosphatidylinositol dephosphorylation. Lineage: Eukaryota; Metazoa; Chordata; Actinopteri; Cyprinodontiformes; Poeciliidae.